GCUGCAGCAUUGUCGGGAGCACCAGCCGCCGCGCCGCGCCUGUUCCUCUCCGAAACAGAAGCAGUGUCUCGCGAAAAACAAAUAAUGCUCGCGGAGCCUUCCGUCGCGUCGGGGUCGCGGCCGCCAGUUGCCAGCAACAAUCACUGACUCCCGCAGCACCGAGCAUGGCUUCGGGCGGGCCACCGGGGGCCGGGGCCCCGAGGUGGGCCCGCUUCCGAGUCCGCUAGGCCCUCGCCGCGCCGCCUAUAUCGAUUCUCUCAGCACUCAGGCAGAGCCAAGAGGCACACGCACUGCUCCUCGCACCCAACACACACACACGCAGUCCAGAUGAGUGACACUUUGACGCAUCCGUCGUCGCCACGCGGGUCUCCAGGCACGCUGGAGACUCAGCUGGACCACUUGCUGGAAACUUUCAAGCGCGGCGCCACCCGGGCGAUGAUGGAGUCGCCGGUCUCUAGCUCUUCAUCGACGUCGCAAGACCAAGGCAGCGACACCGACAUCCCAGGUCGUCUGCUUCGAUUUCGUCUGCCGUCAGCACGGCGUUUGCCGUUCAACCUGAGCCUGAAGCGCAGUCGGAGCGGCGUGAGUGCACUGAGUUCGGAGCAGGAGUCGCCGCCGUCCGAGGGUGCGACGCCGGCUGCGACGCCGCGGUGCCCGCUGGCGGCGUCGCGCAGCGCCGCCCACGCACCACACCGUCGCUCGCUGCCCGGCCUGCUGGAGGCCUCAGGGGCCGCCUCCUGCGCCUCCAGUCCCGUGCACCAGCCUGGCGCGAACAAGUGCUGCACCUCCACCGCCGACCUCUCUGCAGCCAGUCCCCCAGCCCCAGAUGACGGAAUGGUGGACGUUGAUUACGAACUAACUCUCUGCGAUGUCGCCGAUGUUUUACGCGGCAGAUACGCGAUCAUCACAGGUGGCAAAUCCCGAGAUGGACGGCCACUUAUUACUUUCCCAGACCUGGGAAACUUCUCCUUGCUGGAGGACGAAGAUUACCAGCGUCUUAUGGUGUACCUGACCUCUGUUCCCUCUAUGCAAGAGGCAGAUGUGGGUUUCGUUUUGGUGAUAGACAGACGAAAUGACAAGUGGAACUCUGUAAAAACGGUUCUGCUCAAAAUCUCAGGUUUCUUUCCUGGCCUUAUACAUGUGGCUUACGUCCUGCGUCCGGCAGGAUUUCUGCAGAAAGCCAUCUCUGAAGUUAGCAACAAACUGUUCAAAGACGAAUUCAAAUUUCAUAUGCAAAUCUGUAAUAGCGUGGAGGAGCUGCACGAGUAUAUCGAUGUCAGCCAACUGACCCCUGACCUCUCAGGUACUCUUCCCUACAGCAACGAGGAAUGGCUUCAGCAGAGAUUUGCCCUGGAGAAAUUCUCGGCUGUGACGAAUGAAGUGUCGAGGCUGCUGCAUGACUUCACGCAGCGAAUACAGGAGGCCGGUUUUCCUAAUGACGUCGCCACCACUACCAAAGUGAUCACUGAGCAGGAGGACGAGUACACAGAGCUUAAGGAACAAAUUUUGGACGCUGCCAAGCACGGUGAAAAUUUGCUUUCUGAAAUAAGACAAUCACCUCAGUCGCAAAGCAUAUUAGCCGACUCCCAUCAAAGUGAUGCUUAUCAAACAUUCCCAGACAGAAUUUCUAAUGUCUCAGCAGUCGAGAGAUUACUGGUGCAGUUGGAAGAGACUGAAAGAACGUUCGACGACUUCUGGCAAAGUCACUACAUUAAGAUGAGCCAGUGUCUCGAGCUGCGGCAGUUUGAGCAGAACUUCAGAGAGCUGCAGACCAAGUUCGAUGACCACCUUGGCGUCAUCAGCCACAUGACCGAAAUCGGCGAGUCUGUCAAUCGAGUCGACUAUCUGAUCCACGAAGCGAGCGAAUUCGAAAGGAAAUGCCUGUUCGACUUGGAGCGUGCCGACGAGCUGCAAGGCAUUGGCACCGAACUGAUGGCCAGCAGACACUACGGCAUGGACUCGAUCAGGCCAAAGUGCGUCGAGCUGUGCAGAAUGGCCCAGAAUUUGGGCGAGCGGCUGCAGCACCGGCUGGCCCUCUUGGCAAAGUGCAGGGAGCUCCAGGAACGAAUAGAAAGGGCCAACAAAUGGUGCGCUGAGGGCAUUGAAAUGUUGGCUCAGCCAGUGGAGAAACAAUCGACCCCCGAGCAGGCGGAACAAGCUCUAGUAGAGUUGGAGGCUUUUAAUGCUGCUGGGGCAGAAUGGGGUGCUGUCAAUUCCAUCGACUUGAAGCAAACCUUCAAAGACGUAAUCACGCCAGAGACAAAGGCACUAGUGCAGCAGGUUGUGACCAGGGUGGAAGACGUACUGAUGAUGGUCGACCGGCGGCAUGAGAUGCUGAAGAAACUGGCCAUCAAACCAGCACCGAAACCUGUGCAGCAGGUCAACCCUGAGCCUGCCAUGCCCCUGGCAGGGUCCUACAGCAGCGGCAGCUCAGACGACUCCAACCAGCCGCCCAUCAACUCGAAUUUCAAGAGGACCAGAGUCAUAAGAAAGGAGUCAUCCAGCGACGUCAGCAGCUUGGCCAAAGGGAACAAUACCCAACGGACUACAGAAUGGCCCGAUUCCUCCUCGCCUGACAGUGAAGUGUCCAAUCACGACCACGAGGUGCUGAAAACCAAGCGUGGCCACGUGUUAACUGAGCUUCUGGACACUGAGAGAACCUACGUCACUGAAAUGCUCAGCAUAUUGAAGGGUUACCGUGACGAAUUACUCCUAGCUGAAAAAGAAGGACGUGCUCCAGUUCUGCUUUACGGCAAAUCUGACGUACUUUUUGGCAACCUGGAAGACUUGCAUCGAUUCCACGCAGACAUAUUCCUGACAGACCUGGAAAACUGCAUUACCACCCCUGAACUCGUUGGGCUGUGCUUUGUGCAAAGGCGGGAGUCAUUUCACCGUAUGUACAGCUCGUAUUGCCAAAACAUUCCGCGGUCAGAAGCACUGCGACAAGCCGCUGGAGAGCAGCAGUGUGCCUUCUUCAAAGAGUGUCAGCAGAAACUGGACCACAAGCUGCCACUGGGAGCGUACCUUCUCAAACCGGUGCAGCGUAUCACAAAGUACCAACUGCUGCUCAAGGACCUGCUCCGCUACUCCGAGGACUUGCCCAACUGUCUGAAAGAGUUGCAAAGCGCGCUGGACUGCAUGCUGGUCGUACUCAAGUGCGUCAACGACAGCAUGCACCAAAUUUCCAUUACUGGAUUUUGGGGCAACUUGAUGGAGCAAGGCGAGCUGCUGAUGCAGGGCCAGUUUAACAUGUGGGUGGAGAACAAGAAAGAUCGUCUAAGAGAAUUAAGGCUGAAACCCAUGCAGCGGCAAAUUUUCCUCUACGAAAAGUCCAUUUUAUUCUGCAAGAGGGUGGGUCGCGAGCCUGACACCGCAACCUACCAGUUUAAGACUUUCCUUCAGAUGUCGCAAGUUGGUCUGACUGAAAAUGUGCGAGGUUCGAAAGGGGACCAAAGGAAGCUGGAGCUGUGGCUGCAAGGCAGACAAGAAGUUUACACCGUGCAGGCACAAACAAUGCAGCAGAAAGAGGCGUUUCUGAAGGCCAUCAAGCAAGUGCUGCUGAGCCAGCUGGAGCAACUGAAAGGGGACGCCCAGAAGAAGCUGCAGCGAGGACUAUCUCAAAAUGCCAUACCAGCUCAAAGGCCACUACGUCAAACGACCUCGUGGGAGAGCCAAGCAGGCCAAGCCAUCACCUGCAUUCCAACUUCGAACGUAACGGUAGUCAUCCCUGUGCACAACAACAACGGCAUGAGAAGACGCAGUAGUAGGCACAUGAGCACGGACGCAUCAUCCGCCGCCUGUGCGGCGGAGAGAGAUGAAGACGAAGCGGGCUGGAGCUCAGAUUACAGCAACAGCGACGAGGAAGAGUGCAAUCAGGACCCCUUUGGGGCCGAGUCAUCUGAGACUGCUGCCAAAAAAUUUACAGCGUUAGCUGAUUACUGUGCCAUGGGCAGCUCAGAGGUCACGAUGCACGAGGGAGACGUGAUCGAGUUGCUAAAAGUCGGAUGUGCCGGUUGGUGGUUCGUUAAAGUUUUAGGAACUCAACAAGAGGGCUGGGCCCCCUCUGCCUACUUGGAGGUGGUCGGCGGCAAGAAGUUGAGCAGACACAGCUCGCCGUCGGUUAGCAGCCAGGACAGUGGCAUGGGCACCAACGGCCGCGGACCGCCCUGAGUGGAAACGUGAAAACUCAUCUAGUCAACUAUGAACUCGCGUUCUCCCACGAUGGAGAGAACCACCGCAUUAUUCAAUUACUAAUGUCUAUGGAUAUAUUCCCCAAGUUGUUUUAUACACUCGCCUUUGUGAAUCGAUGAUUUAUGCUCGAGCGUAGGUUUGACACCCUCCAGCAGUGAAUUUAGAUACAACUUUUCCUUUUUUCUCGAUUCAAACGCCAUUGAUUGAUUUUUGGUUUGCCACGAAAAUGCUAAAGCGAUUGUUAGAGUGCCAGAAUACUAUUGCUAAAACUGAGUUCGUCAAUACAGACAAUAUAGAAAAACUAUGUAACUGCAAAUAUAUUGCUCAGUAUAUCAUCGAGAAGCUAAAUCUCGCCCAACAAAUCUAUGUAAAUUUUACUACAGUAUAUAAUAUUAAAUAGACACCUUGGUAUCAAACUACGAUAAGACGCAACACGCAAUCUAAUCUCAUAACUGUGACUUUUUUAUCCUCUAAAAUAUUCGUACUUCCUCUUCGUGGAAAAGUUCAAAUGUCUGAAAAAUCUCUCCGGAGCUAGGAUUGCAUUCAUUGGCACUGUCUAAACUCUUGUCAAAAUUUUUGGGAAACGCAACGUGUGGACUUUGGCUUUUUGUCUCUUAUUCACUCCUCGGAUCAAUGUCUACAAGCGAGAUGUAACCUUUGAUGCACAAAAACUAAUAUACUUAAAAUUCAUAACGAUUCAUGGUUUACUCCAAUUUUCGUGGCCAGAUAAUAACAAGUGACAUUUGUGUCUUCCGAGUGCAAUUUCAUAGCAAUUCAAGCAAGACUGCAAGAAAAACAACUGCGUGCGGUCUAGAAAUAGUCAAAAUUUGUUUUAAGGACUUGAACUGGAAAAAAGAAAAUUUAAGUAAAAAAACCGCCCCUUUAAUUUGACCCUUGAAAUCUGUUCAAAUAAAUUUUAAAAGUUCACGUCCUUAACGCGUGUAGAAUUAAAACUAGAAUCAAAAUUCCAUGAUGCUUUCAACUAAAUCACCAAUUUCUGUCCAUGUAUAUUGAAUUAAUGGCCACACAAGAAAAUGCGGAAUGAAAUAGAACGAAGAGCACGGUUCCAUGUUAGCAUAGCAAAAGCACAACAACUAAAAUUGGUGUUCGCAAUCGGCCUGCAUGAAAGGAAAAAAUACUAAAUUUAGCAAAAAUGAAUGUUCCUCUCAUAAGAAUAGUGCGAAAAUCUGUCCAGAAAAACAGAAUGCGAAGAAUUUGCAAAGUGAUUUACAAUGUAAUGGUCAGGUCACCAGUGUCCUUUGAAUUUACAAGAACAUUCUACGUUAAUUAAUUUUCAACCUUGCCAAUUUUUGAUAAGAAAACGUCCCAGUUUUGAAUGUACCCAAGGACAACCGUAGACUGUUUUUAUUUUAUCUUUUUUUUCUUGUGGGAGCCUCUGGUAAAACGGAAUUUAUUUAAAUAGGUCCCAACGAUGGUUCUCUCAACUAGUUCAAAACGAAAUCAGGUGUCUGAUUUUUACCAGAGGCGAUUCUCUCCAAGAGUUGAAACUCUGCAUUUUUGAUUUGUACUGUUGUAUUCACGUUAUUAAUAAAAUUAACAAUAAAAUGAGAUCAUUUAAAGAAA
Cloeon dipterum is the source of this 5775-nucleotide messenger RNA. RefSeq names its product guanine nucleotide exchange factor DBS-like. Gene Ontology annotation, molecular function: protein binding; guanyl-nucleotide exchange factor activity. Lineage: Eukaryota; Metazoa; Arthropoda; Insecta; Ephemeroptera; Baetidae. Gene Ontology annotation, cellular component: cytoplasm. The record is from RefSeq and is a predicted model, not a curated record. The transcript is spliced from 22 exons. Bases 328 to 4170 code for a protein of 1280 amino acids. Gene Ontology annotation, biological process: intracellular signal transduction.